AAUAUCACUUAAUGACAACAAUGAUAUCAAAUGUGAACGGGAAAACUUGUAGGAUAGAGGACAAAGAAGUCGAAAAUAUUUUCAAAAGAAGAGUGGCAAAGUACGCCUUUAUAGCCUUUAGUGUGGUAAUAAAGUACAUUACCACACUAGGAUGGUAAAGUAUUUCAUUAUGAAACUGAUCAUUAUGGCAUUAUGUUUGACUUUACCUAACCAAAGUGGAUUUACAAAAAAUUGAAAGCUCACUUCAAAUGUAAUUAAAGUAUGCUUCUGUGAAAUUAUUCUUGCUUUUAUGUAUUAUGUUCUGUAACAUUUACUUUUAUUCAUGUUCAUUUCAUUUCUAAAAGAAAGAAAUAACUAUUUUUUCUGACAACGGAAAUAAAUGCAUAUAAGAACGAGAGGUGAUUCGUUUGAAUUAGAAUUUUUCAAGUUAUAACGGAGUUUUCAGUACGGCAGAAAUUACAAUAUUUUAAUGUCACGAAGGAUCAUGGUGGAAAUAACAUUUCUACCGUGGGUGGUAAAAUGCAGGACUGAGCAUUGCAGGACUGAGACUUGCACUUCUCACGCAUAGGCGACGGUGCUGCCCUGUGACUACCCUUCGAAGCUUUUACAGUCAAAUGUUCCGUACAUCUCCAUAGAGUGUCCAUCAAACUCAACAAAACGCGGGGUUUUGGAGCACUUGAGGCAGACGUGUGUUGUAUUGGUUAGCAUUGUAUUGAGGGUCUGUAGAUAAAAAAAUGACAGCGCAUUCCGUUUCCAGCGGUUUCGAACGUCCUGGAAAUGACAUCAAUCAGACUUGUUUUCUGACGGAUGAUGAAUUUAUGAGUCAUAUAGAACAUUUGCAGAAGGAAAAAGAUGCCUGGAGAGCAUUAUACGAUGAGAAGAAACAGAUGACAAGCAAGGUGUUGGCAGGAGAAAAUUCAUCCUCUGAAGACAACGUUGUGCCAUUAAUGACAGAUAACGAUCUUAAAUUUAUGUCAGAAGUGCCUGAUUAUCAGAAAGUUGCAGAACUGUAUGAUGCGUUGUUCAAGACUGUAAUAAUAGUUCGCUCACAACAUGAUAAAACAAAAAGGAUUUUUAACAAUGCCUUGCAGAGGAUUAUAUCAAUGUCAAGUGUGCCAAAUAUCCACAAAACUAUUUAGUAAGAAACAAAUCAGUCUGUUAUCAAUAAAAAAUAUUACUAUCAUGGAGGAAAAUGAAUCGAAAAUACUGAUUUUUUCUUGUUUUUGUAAUUUCUUAGUCCUAAGAAAUUCCUCUUAACAAUUAAAUUUUUUAAAUUGUUAUCACAAUGCAAUCUCAUAUAAGAGAUUAAGGAACUAAAAAUGAGUGCAAAUGUUCACUGAGAAAUGAGCUUUAAAAUUCUUGUGAAUAUUAAAAAUAAUUCAUAUGCAUCAAAUUAUUACAUAUUAUAGAUAUAGAUAUCUGUGAACAUUUGCACUCAUCUUCAUCUUGUCAAGCUUGUUCCCACCAGUGAUUCAUUUAAUAGCAGCACAUACGUCAGGCGCAUGAGUUCUCACGUUG
Molecule: messenger RNA, 1518 nt
Organism: Gryllus bimaculatus (two-spotted cricket)
Lineage: Eukaryota; Metazoa; Arthropoda; Insecta; Orthoptera; Gryllidae
Source: the annotation of a GenBank genome assembly